This is a messenger RNA of Helianthus annuus (common sunflower), 792 nucleotides long. Its product is annotated as 2-isopropylmalate synthase A-like. Gene Ontology annotation, cellular component: chloroplast. The coding region runs from base 1 to 792 and encodes 263 amino acids. NCBI's taxonomy places the organism in Eukaryota, Viridiplantae, Streptophyta, Magnoliopsida, Asterales, Asteraceae. Gene Ontology annotation, biological process: L-leucine biosynthetic process. The transcript is spliced from 8 exons. Gene Ontology annotation, molecular function: 2-isopropylmalate synthase activity. The record is from RefSeq and is a predicted model, not a curated record.
AUGGCCGCUUCAACCUCCACUCCUCCGCUCACAACGCAAAUUUUGGUGGAAGAGUACAGUGGACUGCGGGUGCAGCCUCACAAGGCUAUUGUCGGUGCUAAUGCGUUUGCUAAUGAAAGUGGAAUCCAUCAAGAUGGAAUGCUAAAGAAAAGAAAUACAUACGAAUUCAUGUCUCCUGAAGAUAUUGGACUUUUUAGAUCUAGCGAAUCUGGUCUUACACUUGGAAAACUUAGUAAAAUGCCAUUUUCGUCUCUGAGGUUUGACCGCUUUUACGACUUUCGUCCAAAGCUUGGUUAUGACAUUGAUGGGAGGGAACUUAAUGAUGUCUUUUGGCAGUUUAAAUCUGUUGCCGAAAUGAAAAAGGUUAUUACCGAUGAUGAUUUAAUAGCACUGGUAUCCGAUGAGGUUUUCCAGCCCACCGUUAUUUGGAAGUUUGGAAAUGUACAGGUAACGUGCGGGACUUUAGGUCUUUCAACCGCAACAGUUAAGUUAAUAGCAGAUGAUGGGACAGAACAAAUCGCAUGUUCUACUGGAACAGGACCAGUUGAUGCAGCUUAUAAGGUGGUUGAUCUCGUUGUUAAGGCUCCUAAGACGACCACACGACGACUCAUGCAUCUGGACACCCACGGCAACGCGCGGGCAUUCCCACUAGUCCAAGAUAUAGCGAAAGAAAAAGAAGAAGAAAAAGAAAGGUUGAACGAUAUUAUUGCGGGAUUGGUGGUGGAGAAAGAUAAGGCGGAGAAAAAGGCUAUGAAUGAAAGAAUGACAAACAUUGAAUGGAAUGUUUUAUAA